AUGGCUGCCGAUCCCGUUACGGACGACGAUGAGCAGUAUGACUCCGCCAACGAUUCCGAUUUUGCCCCGGCCGGCGAACCCAACAUAGUAUCCUCUGACGAAGAAGACAACGACGGUGAUGAAGGGCGAAAACGAAAGAAGCCAAGCAAGGUUGCUGCCAACCACGCUGCCGCUACAGACGACGAUGUGGUUUACGAAAAUUCGGGAGAUGAAGCCAUCAUCAGCAGGGGCAAAAAGAAGCUGAAGAAGGCGAAGGACGCGGAAGACGAAGGCGGUGACGGCGGCUUGAUCAAGACCAGAGCGCAGCGCGCGGCCGAGAAGGAAGAGCGACGAUAUGCAGCAAACACUGAUCCGGUGACGAUCGACGUUGAUGCGAUCUGGAAGCAAAUGCUUUCCGGGCAGCCGAUAGUCCAAGAAGAAACCAAUGAAAGUGAAAGCAAAGAUACCAAGACAGUCGAUAUCGCGCAAGAAACCGCAAAACAACUCGACCCGUCCGAUGCGAUCACGAUCAAGCGCACCUACAACUUCGCCGGCAAGAUGCAUGCCGAAGAGAAGACGGUGGCGCGCGACUCCGCCGAAGCCAAGCUAUACCUCGCCUCCGAGGAGGGCCAAGCUGCCGCCUCUGACGCCUCACCACCCAAGCGCGCGACGCGCAAGGCGUUUCGCUCCGCGUUCGAGCCCAUCGUGGCCACGGCCGAUGCGGGCAGCGGCCGCCGCGCCGACCUCAAUCUCGGCAUCGCGGCGCGCGCACAGGCGGCCAGGGAGUUUCAGGCCAAGAAAUUGACGACGGUCGAGAAGAGUCGCAUGGACUGGGCCGGCUACGUGGACAAGGAGGGUAUCCAAGACGAGUUGGCGCUCGCGGGCCGCUCGAAGCACUCGUACGCGGCGCGGCAGGACUUCUUGGCGCGCAGCCAGGCAAUCCGUGACGAGGACUCGCGACGGGCACGGAUGGCCGGGAGAACAUGA
Messenger RNA from Cordyceps fumosorosea ARSEF 2679, 966 nucleotides. Its product is annotated as SWR1-complex protein 5. The transcript is spliced from 2 exons. The record is from RefSeq and is a predicted model, not a curated record. The coding region runs from base 1 to 966 and encodes 321 amino acids. NCBI's taxonomy places the organism in Eukaryota, Fungi, Ascomycota, Sordariomycetes, Hypocreales, Cordycipitaceae.